GUGCUGCCGCUGCUCCCUGGCCGGUCAUUUCAGAAAUUAUAGUGACACUGAAACUGAAGGAGAGAUUUUUAAUUCCUUAGUGCAAUAUUUUGGUGAUAAUCUGGGGCAAAAAGUUAAAGCGAUGCCAUUAGUUGAAGAAACUUCUUUACUCGAAGAUUCGUCAGUGACUUUGCCUGUGGUAAUAAUAGGAAAUGGACCCUCAGGAAUAUGCCUUUCUUAUAUGUUAUCAGGCUAUAGACCAUAUUUAUCAUCAGAAACAAUACACCCAAAUACAAUUUUACAUAGUAAAUUAGAAGAAGCAAGACAUCUUUCCAUUGUUGAUCAGGACUUAGAGUACUUGUCUGAAGGCCUUGAGGGCCGAUCAUCCAAUCCAGUUGCAGUACUUUUUGACACACUUCUUCAUCCAGAUGCUGACUUUGGGUAUGAUUAUCCAUCCAUUUUGCAUUGGAAAUUAGAGCAACAUCAUUAUAUCCCUCACUUAGUUCUUGGUAAAGGUCCACCUGGUGGAGCUUGGCAUAAUAUGGAAGGCUCCAUGUUGACAAUCAGCUUUGGGAACUGGAUGGAGCUUCCUGGACUUAAAUUUAAAGAUUGGAUAUCUAGCAAACGAAGGAAUCUAAAAGGGGAUCGAGUUAUGCCAGAGGAAAUAGCUCGCUACUAUAAACAUUAUGUAAAAGUCAUGGGUCUUCAGAAGAAUUUCAGAGAGAAUACUUACAUAACCUCUGUAUCAAGACUCUACAGAGAUCAGGAUGAAAAUGAUAGUCAAGACUCAGAUAUUUCAACAAAGCAUUUACAGACAGAGAAGUCAAAAUUUAUCAAGAGAAACUGGGAAAUCAGAGGUUAUCAGCGAAUAGCAGAUGGUUCUCAUGUUCCCUUUUGCCUCUUUGCUGAGAAUGUAGCUCUAGCAACUGGAACAUUGGAUUCUCCAGCUCAUCUCGAAAUUGAAGGGGAAGAUUUUCCUUUCGUGUUUCAUUCAAUGCCUGAAUUUGGAGCUGCUAUAAGUAAAGGAAAGUUACAUGGCAAAGUGGAUCCAGUGUUAAUUGUAGGUUCUGGGCUUACUGCAGCUGACGCAGUACUGUGUGCUUACAACAAUAAUAUCCCCGUGAUCCAUGUUUUCCGCAGACGAGUAACUGAUCCAAGCUUAAUUUUCAAGCAGCUUCCCAAAAAGCUUUAUCCUGAAUAUCAUAAAGUCUAUCAUAUGAUGUGUACUCAGAUAUAUUCUGCAGACUCAAAUCUUUUGUCUGAUUAUACCAGUUUUCCUGAGCACCAUGUGCUUUCCUUUAAGUCGGACAUGAAAUGCAUUCUUCAAAGCAUCUCUGGAUUGAAGAAAAUAUUUAAGCUGUCUGCAGCAGUGGUAUUGAUAGGGUCUCAUCCUAAUCUUUCUUUCCUAAAGGAACAAGGAUGUUACCUAGGCCAUAAUUCAAGCCAGCCAAUCACAUGUAAGGGUAAUCCUGUGGAAAUAGAUGCAUAUACCUAUGAAUGUGUUAAAGAAGCCAACCUUUUUGCAUUAGGCCCUUUGGUUGGAGACAAUUUUGUUCGAUUUUUAAAGGGAGGGGCAUUGGGUGUUACACGCUGUUUAGCUACAAGACAGAAGAAAAAGCAGCAUUUGAUUGUUGAAAGAGGAGGAGAAGAUGGGGUAGCUUAAAACAAGUUUACAAAGAAUUUAAAUGGACAGUUUACUAUUAAAGAUUUUUAAUAGUGGUUUUGCAGUGUACUGGCCUGAAUUUUCUGGACUUGAAUUAACUGGAGGAGAGCCUCAAGCUAUAGUAACUUCAUUUUUAUAACUACCACAACUUGGCUUACUGAUUUAUAUUGUAAUGUACCGGAGAUGUCAGACAAAUAGAAACACUGCCAACUUGGUAAAUUUCAAACUUAACUAAAACAUUCUUUUCUUCCAAGACUUAUUUUUUUGUGAUCAUUUUGGGUUAUUUAUUUGAUUGCAAAAUAUUACAGCCUGGAGUCCAUAAAACCACACACUUGUUAGGCCAGACAUUGUCCUAGUGAGGACAUAUUUGGGUCACUUUGCUGCUCCAAGGAUGGUCCAAGGAUCAGCAGCAUCAUCUUUAUCUGUUGCUUGUUAGAAAUGUACUGUUGGGCCCCACAAUAUACUUGCUUAAUCAGAAAUCAAGACAUCGGUAUGCUUAUUAAAGGUUGAGAACACUGGCCUAAGUGAAAAUGGGGAUAUAAAAUAUGUAUACUAGGGCAGGGUAGGGGGAGGAGGCAUUUUCAACUCAGGUUUUAUUUAUUUUGAAAUUGUCAGUUUUAUAAAUAAUUUAUUACCAAAUAUGAUGGUCUUUUAAAAAUAUUUUUAUUAUUGAAUCCUUGAUAGGUACUUCAUUUUCUUAACUUCUAAUAAUUUAAACAUUCCAAUAAUAUUAGUAAGCACCUUGACAUACAAGAACCCGCUGUGACAUUUUUCAGGUUUAUUCUCUACUUUUAAUCAUCGUAAUAUCUAAUUAAUCUGAUUUAUAAUUCAAUAAAUUGUGGAUGGAACUACUUAUCUUUGUGUGAACAUUGAGUAACUGAUUUCUGUCACUGAAACUAAGAUAUUUGGAUAUGGUAAGAACUUCCUAAAAUUGUAAUACCAUUUGGUUAUUGUCAGGAUCAUUAAAGGUUAAUUUGGAAAAUGA
Molecule: messenger RNA, 2627 nt
Organism: Ictidomys tridecemlineatus (thirteen-lined ground squirrel)
Lineage: Eukaryota; Metazoa; Chordata; Mammalia; Rodentia; Sciuridae
Gene: Osgin2
Product: oxidative stress induced growth inhibitor family member 2
Biological process (GO): negative regulation of cell growth
Molecular function (GO): growth factor activity
Source: RefSeq, a predicted model, not a curated record